AUGCUGCGUUUUAUCCGGAAUCACUUAUAUCCUUCAGGGGAUUUCAAAACUGCUGAUAUCCACGACUUCUUUGAAUACACUCCUAGUUUAAGACACGGAUUCCCGCAGUUAGUCUCGUCAUUGGCACACGACUACAUACUUGGUCUUCUAGCGCUUGGUACUAAUGAUGGACAAGUUAGAAUAUUUGGUGCUGAAAAUGUAGAAUGGCGUUCGGCGACUCCUCGAAACACUCCUGUUUCUCACAUGUAUUUUGCUGCAGGUUUAGGGACUUUAAUUGUUCUUUGCUCAGAUCAAUCAUUUCAUAAAUUUCAAGUCAAAGGUGAUGCUGUUGAACGUACUACAGUGACUACAGAAAACAGGUUGAAACGAAUAACUUGUUGCGAAAUGCAAAAUGUGCACGAUCCAUCGAAUUCCUGUCUGUUAAUUGGUACCAUUACCGGUAACAUCUUUGGAUUAUAUGCCGCAUCACUUGAGUUUUCUGAAGUAAUACUUUAUGAAGAAGCGAUUAUGAAAAGUAGAUGUACAACAGUUGUAGAAAUAUUACAGUUUCUAAAAUUCAGAUAUUAUUGUAUAUAUUAUAGAGCUUUUAGUGUUAAUACUUCAAAAGACGUCGGAAGGUCGGCAAACCAGAUUAUGAUCAAUCCAGUUGAUACUAAAAAGCUGCUUAUUGUUUUCAACACUCAUCUUGUUGUUCACUACAACUUAUCAAAUAAUGAAGUGCUGCAGCACUGGAUUAUUGAGCCGAUAGUCACUAGUGUAGCAUGGAACAUAGAUGGAGAGCAAUUCAUGUGCUCUCAUAAUGAUGGUUCCUUAAGUAUGUGGAAAACUGAACAUCUAGAACCGGUCGAUUCAACUUAUAUACCAUUUGGUCCAUUUCCUUGCACUUCUAUUAAUAAAGUACAAUUGUUUUAUUCAUCUAGUCAUUCGUUGCCGGUCAAACUGUUUACUGGUGGAAUGCCUCGUGCAUCCUAUGGUGAUCGCUAUACGUUAACAGCAAUGACUGAAGGUAAAAUGGUAGUAUUCGAUUUUGGUAGCCCAGUUGUAGACUUCGUUGUUGUGCCAGCUCUGCAUAACCAAAAAUAUGCAGAUUACAAAAACUGCUUGGCUCUUGUAGUACUCUGUGAACAGGAGCUUGUCUGCAUUGAUUUAACUGAUACAAGUUGGCCACUUUUAAACUUGCCAUAUUUGCAGCCGAUCCAUUCAUCGCAAAUCACAAGUGUUAUACAUUGUUCGAAUAUUGAAGAGCACGUCUGGAAGGCUCUGAUUAAGGCGAGCGAAAUCCAAAAUAAAUCGUCAUCAAAAAGUAAGUGGCCUAUUCAUGCUGGUGAGGAGGCUCAAAUGCCUGCACUAUGUGCUGCUACGAAUGCAGAAAAACGGCAACUGUUGAUUACGGGGCAUGAAGACGGUACCGUAAAAUUCUGGUCAACUGGCUGCGUCACUUUGCGCUAUUUACUAAAAAUUGAUACGACAAAAGAAUUUGAGGGAUGUUUUUCAUCUGAUAUAGGCAAUGUGAAAACGGAAUUCGAAUCCCUUGAUAGCUGUGGCGGAGUUUUAAGCGAUAAAUCAUCUGAUGAAGACUCCAAUGAACUUACUGAUUGGCCCCCUUUCCGCAAGGUUGGAACAUACGAUCCAUUUUGUGAUGACUCGCGCCUGGCUAUACAGAAAAUAUAUUUCGAUUCAGCUAGUGGACAGUUAGUUGUAGGUGGUCGUGCUGGUCAUGUUAUUGUGUAUGAUUUGGAUGACGAGUCAUCGGCAGCUCUGACCGUAACACGAACACAGUAUGAAGUCGGGAAUGCAUCAGCAUUAUCAACAAACAGUGCUCAACAAGCUUUGCCUCCUCGUCGAUCUUCAUUAACAUAUCCAUUAGGAUACCAACCACUAAAAAUUAGUCAAAAUCAAAGCUGUCUUGUUCAAUUACAACCUUCUGUUGCGGUAACAGCAGUCGCAUCACUUCAGUCACGCAAUCUCUUAGCAGUUGGGUGCGAAUACGGUUUUGUAGUAUGCGACUUAAAAAAUCAGGCUACUCUUAUAUCUUCAUGUUUGCUAAAUUCAAACGAUAUGAUGGAUAUGUCUGGAGAUGUUAGUGCUUUGGCAAGAUUUAAGAGCAUGAAGAAAUCAAUUCGUCAAUCUUUUCGUCGCAAAAAAAAAAGCACGCAGGACGGAACUUAUCAAACAGAAACAAUUUGUGCAGGAAAUAAUGAUGACUUCGAUGAAUUCAGACCUGUUGAACGUCAGGUUGUUUCUCGAACGGAGACACAAGUGAACAGUACUGAUCCUCCUCUUUCUUGUGUCCGAGUGCUAAGGUUUUUCAACACAAAUAUUCUGUCGACUGCAUCUCGCACUGAUAGUCUUUGGAUUGGAACAAAUGGCGGAAUAAUAUUUGCGUAUGCAAUAUCGGAUGAUGCAUUAAAACCAGAAGACGUUUGUGUUCUCGUGAAGGAAGUUCAUCUACAACAUCGAGCACCAGUUAUUGAUUUCACUUGUGCAACUAUCGAUGGGUCUCAACUCAUUAAGGGUUUAACAGGCACAGAAAGAGUUAUAAUAUAUACUGAGGAACAAAUUAAGACAUUCGCUCUUCCAACGAUGAAACCAACUAGAUUUCGUUAUAAAUUUACGAGUUUAGAAGGUUCACGAAUCAGGAAAGCACAGCUUCUUACAUUGCGAUCAAUUACAAAUCGGAAGCUGUAUGAGAAAUUCAUUGUUGUUAUCACAAAUCAAGGCGAACUCUUUUUAUUCUCAGCUCAUACUAUUAAACACUGUUUAAAAAUGAACUUCACUAAGGCAUGUGACGUUGAGGGAAUUGCUUCAGCUGUUUUGUCUGGAAAUGGUGAGAUUUUUUUUUUGCGUCCAGGAGCUAGUGAAUUUCAACGUGCUUCACUUGCAGCUAUGCAGCACAAUAAUCUAGUAUCACCACUCAAAGAUAGUGAAUUCCCAAGAAUUUGA
Molecule: messenger RNA, 2943 nt
Organism: Thelazia callipaeda (thelaziosis nematode)
Lineage: Eukaryota; Metazoa; Nematoda; Chromadorea; Rhabditida; Thelaziidae
Source: the annotation of a GenBank genome assembly